UAUUCGGACGCCGUGGAGGAAGCAUUAAACAUUUAUGUGCAUAUGUAUUGUUGUUUGAAAAAGUUGAGUCGAGCGUAAAUUGACGGUAGUUCUGCACAUUCGUUCGUUAUUUUGAAUUAAUUGUGUGUGUGUAAAAAUCGAUUUGAACAACAAUGAAGGUCUGCUGCAUUGGCGCUGGUUAUGUUGGCGGCCCGACAUGUGCGGUAAUGGCGCUCAAGUGUCCGGAUAUUACCAUAACGCUGGUCGAUAAAAGCGCUGAGAGAAUCGCACAGUGGAAUUCGGAGAAAUUGCCCAUCUAUGAGCCCGGUCUCGAUGAGGUGGUCAAGAAGUGUCGCAAUGUGAACCUGUUCUUCUCCACGGACAUAACAACUGCCAUUAAAGAUGCCGAUCUCAUCUUCAUAUCGGUGAACACGCCCACGAAAACCUGCGGCAGCGGCAAGGGUCGAGCAGCGGAUCUGAAGUACGUGGAGAGUGCGGCACGCAUGAUUGCUGAGAUCGCGCAGUCGAAUAAAAUCGUUGUCGAGAAGAGCACGGUGCCAGUGCGUGCCGCCGAAAGCAUUAUGCAUAUAUUGCGGGCAAAUCAGAAGCCUGGCAUACACUAUGAUAUACUCUCUAAUCCGGAGUUUCUGGCCGAGGGCACGGCCAUCAACGACUUGCUGAAUGCGGAUCGCGUUUUGAUUGGCGGCGAAGAAACGCCAGAGGGCCAUCAGGCGGUGGAGAAGCUGUCGUGGAUCUAUGAGCACUGGAUACCAAAGAAGAACAUACUGACUACCAAUACGUGGAGCAGCGAGCUCUCCAAGCUGGCGGCCAAUGCAUUUCUAGCGCAGCGCAUCUCCAGCAUCAACUCGCUGUCUGCGGUCUGCGAAGCUACCGGCGCUGAUGUGUCGGAGGUGGCGCGUGCCGUGGGUUUGGACUCGCGCAUUGGCUCAAAGUUUCUGCAAGCCUCUGUGGGCUUUGGUGGCAGCUGCUUCCAGAAGGACAUACUCAAUCUGAUCUACAUAUGCGAGAACCUGAACCUGCCCGAGGUGGCCGCCUAUUGGCAGCAGGUGAUCGACAUGAACGACUAUCAAAAGCGGCGCUUCUCGCAGAAGAUCAUCGAGAGUCUGUUCAACACAGUGUCGGAUAAGCGGAUCGCCAUUCUGGGCUUUGCCUUCAAGAAGAACACGGGUGAUACGCGCGAAACGGCUGCAAUUACCGUGUGCCAGACGUUGCUGGAGGAGGGCGCUAAGUUGGACAUCUAUGAUCCCAAGGUGGAGCCAGAGCAAAUUAUUGACGAUCUGACGCAUCCGAGCGUAACGGAAUCUCCUGAGAACGUAAAGAAGGCAGUCCAAAUACACAGCGAUCCGUACAGUGCAGUGCGCGCCACGCACGCCCUGGUGCUGUGUACGGAAUGGGAUGAGUUUGUGGAUCUGGACUACAAGCGCAUCUAUCAGUCGAUGAUGAAACCGGCAUACAUAUUCGAUGGACGCAAAAUUCUAGACCACGAGCGCUUGCUGCAGAUUGGAUUCCAUGUGCAGACCAUUGGUAAAAAGUACCAGAGGGCCGGGUUGCUUCGCUCGUGGGGCAUUGUGCCGCAGCUGUAGGCGUAUCUAGGCGUGGCAUCAA
This is a messenger RNA of Drosophila novamexicana, 1605 nucleotides long. RefSeq names its product UDP-glucose 6-dehydrogenase (gene sgl). The record is from RefSeq and is a predicted model, not a curated record. Gene Ontology annotation, cellular component: nucleus; cytosol. Gene Ontology annotation, biological process: glycosaminoglycan biosynthetic process. The coding region runs from base 153 to 1583 and encodes 476 amino acids. Lineage: Eukaryota; Metazoa; Arthropoda; Insecta; Diptera; Drosophilidae. The transcript has 3 exons. Gene Ontology annotation, molecular function: NAD binding; UDP-glucose 6-dehydrogenase activity.